This is a messenger RNA of Symbiodinium sp. CCMP2592, 579 nucleotides long. The record is from the annotation of a GenBank genome assembly. NCBI's taxonomy places the organism in Eukaryota, Dinophyceae, Suessiales, Symbiodiniaceae.
AUGGCUCUGCCUGAGUACCUUCAGCGCUUCUCAUCUUUUGGCUGGGUCGACAAGAGUUUUGAGUCAGAGACUUUGCUCUCGGGGUACGUGGAUGCUUCGUGGAACGUGUGUUCCGUGUCGGGAGCCAUUGUCCUUUGGCAUGGGAUGAUGGUCAAGCGCUUCUCAAGAAAACAGUCGGUGACGGCCUUAAGCUCGGCGGAAGCAGAGCUGGCCGCGCUCACAGAAGCGGCUAAGGAAGCUGUCUACUUGUCUCUUUUGCUUGAAACGCUCCUUCAAGGCCUCCCUUCAGGUGACACGGGAUCGUAUCCCAUUUACAUAUCUUCUGACAGUGAAGCUGCAUUGUCAAUUUCCAAAAUGAAAGGCCUUCUGCGUCGAGUUCGGCAUUUGGAGCUGAGGCAUAGGUUUCUACAAGAACUUGUGCAGAGUGAGAGGCUGCACCUCACCUUCAUCCAAGGAUGCUUGAAUCCGAGCGAUGGGCUCACGAAGAGUCCUGAAGAAGCGAUGCUCCAGCAGAGGAGGCUGCCCUGGGGCCGUCAGGUUCACCGGAAGUGCCCAUCCAGCCAGCUGGCCUCCUCAUAA